Messenger RNA from Antechinus flavipes (yellow-footed antechinus), 6518 nucleotides. RefSeq names its product integrin subunit alpha V (gene ITGAV). Lineage: Eukaryota; Metazoa; Chordata; Mammalia; Dasyuromorphia; Dasyuridae. Gene Ontology annotation, molecular function: integrin binding. Gene Ontology annotation, cellular component: external side of plasma membrane; integrin complex. The record is from RefSeq and is a predicted model, not a curated record. The coding region runs from base 394 to 3582 and encodes 1062 amino acids. The transcript is spliced from 30 exons. Gene Ontology annotation, biological process: cell adhesion mediated by integrin; angiogenesis; integrin-mediated signaling pathway.
AGUUGCACUGGGGCUGGGAUGUCCCUCUGUUCCCAGGUCAGUGCCCUGCCAGCAGCAGAAAGUUAAGCACCCAACUAAAACCGAUUGGAAGCCGAAAGAAACUGGAUUAAGGGGAGGAGCUGUGGGAGGGCGAAAGGACGGGAGUGGUGGGCCGGUUUAAGCCCCAACUCACGCAGCGAUCUCCAGGGAAAAUCGUCCCCAACUGGGAGAACCCCUCUCCUUAGUGGACACUACAGCCAGCUCUGUCCUCUUCCCUCCUUUCCGCGAUUGGGGCGACAGGAAAACUUCAUCUCCGCUAACUUGCAGCAGGGGAGCCGGUGGGCGCGGAGUAGCUGCGACCGAGAAAGAAGUGACUGGGGCGCUAAGACGGGCGCUGAGCCGCGCGCUUCAGAGAUGGCCCCUUGGCUGGGUAGGAGACGGCGGCGGCGACUGCCGCUUCUGCUUCUCCACCUCCGGGGCGGCCGCUUCCACCUUCUCUCGGGCCUCCUCCUGCUGCUAUUGCCGCCCCUGCCACAUCUCUGCGGCGCUUUCAACCUGGAUGUGGAUAGUCCGGCCGAGUAUUCCGGUCCAGAGGGAAGUUACUUCGGCUUUGCGGUGGAUUUCUUCGCUCCAGACCCUUCCUCGAUGUUCCUUCUUGUUGGAGCUCCUAAAGCAAACACUACUCAACCAGGCAUUGUAGAAGGAGGACAAGUGCUCAAGUGCAGCUGGUCUUCUAAUCGAAUGUGCAAGCCAGUGGAAUUUGACUCAACAGGCAAUAGAGAUUAUGCCACGAAUGAUCCAUUGGAAUUUAAGUCUCACCAGUGGUUUGGGGCGUCUGUGAGAUCUAAACAGGAUAAAAUUUUGGCCUGUGCUCCAUUAUAUCAUUGGAGGACUGAACUGAAACAAGAGAGAGAACCUGUUGGAACAUGCUUUCUACAAGAUGGAACAAAGACUGUUGAGUAUGCUCCUUGUCGAUCAAAAAAUAUUGAUGCUGAUGGACAGGGAUUUUGUCAAGGAGGCUUCAGCAUUGAUUUUACAAAAGCAGACAGAGUACUUCUGGGAGGUCCUGGCAGUUUUUAUUGGCAAGGUCAACUCAUUUCUGAUCAAGUGGCAGAAAUUGUGUCUAAAUAUGACCCCCAUGUAUAUAGCAUCAAAUAUAAUAACCAGUUAGCAACUCGGACAGCUCAGGCUGUUUUUGAUGACAGCUACCUAGGCUACUCUGUGGCUGUUGGGGACUUCAAUGAUGAUGGCAUAGAAGACUUUGUUUCUGGAGUCCCAAGAGCUGCAAGGACAUUGGGAAUGGUUUAUAUUUAUGAUGGAAAAAAUAUGUCUUCUUUGUAUAAUUUUACUGGAGAACAGAUGGCUGCAUAUUUUGGAUUUUCUGUAGCUGCCACUGACAUUAAUGGGGAUGAUUAUGCAGAUGUGUUUAUUGGAGCCCCUCUCUUCAUGGAUCGUGGAUCUGAUGGCAAACUUCAGGAAGUGGGUCAAGUCUCCAUGUGCCUGCAGCAAGCUUCAGGAGGAUUUCAGAUCAUUAAGCUGAAUGGAUUUGAGAUAUUUGCCAGAUUUGGCAGUGCUAUUGCCCCUCUGGGAGAUCUUGACCAGGAUGGCUUCAAUGAUGUUGCAAUUGCUGCCCCUUAUGGGGGAGAAGACAAACGAGGAAUUGUUUAUAUCUACAAUGGAAGAGCCACAGGCUUAAAUUCAGCACCAUCUCAAAUCCUUGAAGGACAGUGGGCUGCUCGGGCCAUGCCACCAAGCUUUGGGUACUCAUUGAAAGGAGCCACAGAUAUAGAUCAAAAUGGAUACCCAGAUUUAAUUGUAGGUGCUUUUGGUGUGGACCGAGCUGUUUUAUAUAGAGCCAGACCAGUUAUCACUGUAAAUGCAGGCCUAGAAGUUUACCCCACUAUUCUAAAUCAAGAUAAUAAGACCUGUCCACUCCCUGGCACAGAUGUCAAAGUUUCCUGUUUUAAUGUGAGAUUCUGCUUAAAGGCUGAUGGCAAAGGAAGGCUUCCGGAGAAGCUGAAUUUCCAGGUUGAACUUCUUUUAGAUAAACUGAAGCAAAAAGGAGCCAUUAGGAGAGCCCUAUUUCUCCAUAACAAAUCACCUGGACACUCAAAGAACAUGAGUAUUUCAAAAGGUGGUCAAAUGCAGUGUGAGGAGCUUACAGCAUAUCUACGGGAUGAAUCUGAAUUUAGAGACAAGCUUACUCCAAUUACUAUUUUUAUGGAAUACCGAUUAGAUUACAAGACUGCAGCUGAUAUGACUGGAUUGCAACCCAUUCUUAAUCAGUUCACUCCUGCCAAUAUUAGUCGACAGGCUCACAUUUUAUUGGACUGUGGUGAAGACAAUGUCUGUAAACCCAAACUGGAAGUUUCUGUACAUAGUGAUCAAAAGAAGAUCUAUAUUGGUGAUGACAACCCUCUGACACUGAUUGUUAAUGCCCAGAAUUUAGGGGAAGGAGCCUAUGAGGCUGAGCUUAUUGUGUCCAUUCCUCCCCAGGCAGAUUUCAUAGGUGGUGUCCGUAACAGUGAGACUUUAUCAAGGCUGUCCUGUGCAUUUAAGACAGAGAAUCAAACACGGCAAGUAGUAUGUGACCUUGGAAAUCCCAUGAAAGCUGGAACUAAACUUUUAGCUGGUCUUCGUUUUAGUGUGCAUCAACAGUCAGAGAUAGAUACUUCUGUGAAAUUUGAUUUACAAAUCCAGAGCUCUAAUCUGUAUGAUAAAAUGAGUCCAGUGAUAUCUUACCAAGUUGACCUUGCCAUUUCUGCUGCUGUUGAGAUAAGAGGAGUCUCAAGCCCUGAUCAUGUCUUUCUUCCUAUUCCAAACUGGGAGCAUAAGGAGAAUCCACAGACUGAAGAGGAUGUUGGGCCUGCUGUGCAACACAUCUAUGAGCUGAGAAACAAUGGUCCAAGUUCAUUCAGCAAGGCAAUACUAAAUCUUCAUUGGCCUUACAAGUAUAACAACAAUACUUUGCUAUAUAUCCUUCACUAUGAAGUUGAUGGACCAAUGAACUGUACUUCAGAUAUGGAGAUUAAUCCAUUAAAAAUUAAGAUUUCAGCUCCUCAGAUAGAUGACAAAAAUGAAACAAAUUUAGGACAAGGUGACCGCAGUCAUCACAUCAGUAGACGGGAUAUACCACACAAUGAAGCAGAUGUACACACUUUGGGAUGUGGAACUGCUGAAUGUUUGAAGAUUGUCUGCCAUGUUGGUCGCCUUGAUAGGGGAAAGAGUGUGAUACUGUAUGUAAAGUCUCUGUUGUGGACUGAGACAUUUAUGAAUAAAGAAAAUCAGAAUCAUUCAUACUCCCUGAAGUCAUCAGCUUCAUUCAAUGUCAUCGAAUUCCCCUAUAAGAAUCUCCCAAUUGAUGACAUCCACAACUCUACAUUAGUUACCACUAAUAUUACCUGGGGUAUUCAACCAUCACCCAUGCCAGUGCCUUUAUGGGUGAUCAUUUUAGCAGUUCUAGCUGGAUUAUUAUUAUUGGCUGUUCUAGUCUUUGUAAUGUACAGGAUGGGUUUUUUUAAACGGGUCAGGCCUCCUCAAGAAGAACAGGAAAGAGAACAGCUUCAGCCUCAUGAAAAUGGUGAAGGGACUUCAGAUGCUUAACAGCUUUUAAUUUAUGCAACUAAACUUUAGAAUUGCCAAAUUCAUUAUGGAUUUCAAUUUCUCUCAAGAGGAAUAAACACUCCAUGACUGCACUGCUGAUCACACCCUUUGGCAUAGAUGAAUAACCCAACAACAAAAUGAGACAAUAUGUGUGAACCAUCUCUUGUAUUAACCACGUUUCUAAUCCAACUAAUAAUGUACAUGCUGAUAUGUGGGGAAAUCAUAAAUAUCAUUUAGUGAUUUUGAUAAUCAUAUUUCAAGAGACUAUUCCUUGUUUGAUGCACAUCAGACUGAUAUUUCUUGAAUUGCACAUGGUUUUAAUGAAAAUCUUAAAACCAGCAGCUUUUGUAGUUACUGUUUCUUACAAUGGUUUUAUUUUUUGUUUUUUUCUUUAAGACAAGAAUUUAUUUGGGCCUUUGCAUCCAAUUCUUCUGUACAGAUUCAUACUGUUAAUUAGUAUUACACUACAGGUGAUUUUCAAGCUACUAAUGGAUGCAUACAACUUAGUGGACUUUGGCUUACAAGAUUAUUUGAAUUCAUUUUACUACUUUUUGUGACUCUAUAUGACUCCAUCAGUCAUGUUUCUAAAGACUAUAAAUGGCCUAGUUAUAAACAUAAUGGUCAGAAUCACUAAAAAUGUCUGAGCCUUCUGUUUUUAAUUACAUUUUAAUUUUUUAAAAAAGUUUUUGUCUGAAGGACAAGCACUUUAGUCAAUCUGUAGUCAUGCAAAACAUUACAUGUUUAACUGUAAAUGUUUUAAAAUAGUAAUUGAAUUUUAAUAACUACAUUAAAAUCAUUUUCCUGAAAACUAUAAAGUAACAUCAUUCCAAAAUUAAUUUUAUUCCCAUUUUUAUAAUUAAAUAAAUUAGAUGUGCUCCUGAGCAAGUAAUUUGGGUACUUCAUUUUAACCAACUUUUAGGAAGUAAUAACAGGCUAUUACAAGUGAAAAUAAUAUGAAUGAAAAGAUAUUCAUUGUUGAUGUAGCUGCUUAUUGUUAUUAUUAUUCACUGUGUUCAGUCAAUUUUGUAAUUUGAGAUUGUUUUUCUUAAAUUACAUUUUCAUUUAUAUUUUGAAACUAACUUACAGAAAAAAAAAAAACCCUCCAGAUAAAUGGAAAUGAGUUUACUUUGUUUGAAUUUGCUCUUCCCUCCUUAGCAGAAAUGUUUAUUUGUAAAACAGAAUCAACCCCACACUCCACCCGAGCUCACCAGUGAGUUUAUUUUUGGAGUAAGACAUUAUUAAUACAAAAUGUUUUCCUAGAGUCAAGAUUAGUUAUAAAACAACCUUCAGUUUUUCCUAAUCUGUAAUAGUUUAUGAAAGCAAUUUUUUAAAAUCCUCAUACAAAAACAAAAGUAAGGCUAAUUUCCCAGGCAUUUUAAUGAUAGUUAUGUAUGCAGGAAACUUUUUUUUUUCUCCAAUCCCUAAGGUGGUGACUCUUCAAGAGUGAGAUUUUGAUGUUCACCAUGUUUUAGGGUCUGAACAUGAUAUUUAUCAUCAGCUGAUUCUGACUUUGCUAUUGCCCUAUAUAAGGACAUUAUGAUGACACAAUUAGGAUUAAGAAAAUUGAACACCAUUUGUAAAGUUUGGUCUUCAUUAUGCAGUGUUAAAUAUUUCUCUUUUUUAAAUCAAGUAUCAUUUCCCCCUUUUAAGUGUUAUAGGAAGCCUCAAAAGUAUUUCCUUUUUUUUGUUGAAUAAUUCUUUGUACAUGAAAUAAUGUUGGGCUAUAUUCACAAAAUAGAAAUACAUAUAGGUGAGGUUAUACAAAUUAUUUGCUUAGUGAAGUUCUUUAUGUAAUUUUAAUAAGCAUAUUAUUUGGCAAAAGAAUUUAAAAUCAAAUGUAUUUUUGGAGCAGUGCUUUUUGCCAACAAUUUUAAAAGGGAUCUUACAUGUACAGUAAAUAUUUUAUAUUGUGAAUGAACUUGAUAUUUUGUAGAGAAAUUAUUUGUGAUAAAUAUCCUAAGGCCUUGUCACUAUGUAGCUACCUUGAAUUUUACUGAUACCCCUCAAACAGUCACUUUAGCCAUUUUCAUAAUUGAUACUAUUUACUGCUACUGAAUCUUUUAUGUGGCAAUAUACACUCAUCAUUUAAAGUCACAGAAAUUUUAAAAUUAAACAUGUUGCAAUCUGUUCUCUUCUUGGCCUGUACUUAUAAUUUAAGCAUAUUGUAAUAUUAUAGAAGCAAAGAUUGAGUGAUCCAUUAACACUGGAGAUAGUAGUAAAAAAAAAAAAAAAAAAAGAAAUAUAUCCAGAACUAUAAAUGUGACUCAUGAAAAAGGUGAAGAAAUGCCAAAUCUAAUUUUUUUAAAUGUAUAACUUAUAGAUUUCUCUUUCUGAAGCAAAUGUUGAAAAAGAAUGAAAAUAUUGGUUUUUAUUCCAAAGUAUGAUGUGAAUGUAUAUAGUUUUCCCUGUAACAAUCCACUCUAUGUAUAUCUGUAUUGCCAAAAAAAUUGCUACUUUGUUAAUGAGUAAUUUACAAUUUUAGAUAUACGCCUUAUAAUUUGAUUCUUAGAGAUAGCAUAAAAAUGAGUUUAAAAAUCUUAAUUGGCAAUAAAGGUACAGUUAGUAUGACCUAAAAGUUUAAGUAUAAAUAUUUGCUUAAAAUUUGUUUUUUAUAAGAAACUUUUACUGAUAGUGCUACUAGUGUUACCCCUUCCUUUCCUUUUUCCUUUAUUUUUUUUUAAAGUUGUUAAGGGUUUAAUUUUGGUGAUGUUCUAGGGACAUUUAAAACAUAAAAACAAAAACCUUAAUAGCCAUUUUAAAAAAAGAAUCAGUUUUUCCUCAAUUUUGAAAUUAAUGUAAUCAUGCUGAUUAAGGUAAUAUUUACUUUCAGAGAAAAUGUGUGAUCAGAAAGUUAGACUUCCAGAAUUGAGAAAAUUCUGAAAUAUAUUUUUAAAAAUUAUCCAACUAAUUAAAAAUAAGUUUGAUGGCAGUGAUAA